Penaeus monodon (black tiger shrimp) is the source of this 1389-nucleotide messenger RNA. RefSeq names its product hyphal wall protein 1-like. The record is from RefSeq and is a predicted model, not a curated record. NCBI's taxonomy places the organism in Eukaryota, Metazoa, Arthropoda, Malacostraca, Decapoda, Penaeidae. The coding region runs from base 1 to 1047 and encodes 348 amino acids. The transcript has 3 exons.
AUGGCGGACAUCACUUCCAGCGGGGGGUUUUCUAUUUUCCUUCAGCGAUGGGGAGUGCGUCAUGUCACCUCAAGCUCCCAUUACCCACAGUCCAAUGGUACCACAGGAACCAGUCACUUUGACCAAGAACCACAGGAACCAGUCACUCAUGACCAAGUACCACAGGAACCUGUCACUCAUGACCAAGUACCACAGGAACCAGUCACUUUUGACCAAGAACCACAGGAACCUGUCACUUAUGACCAAGUACCACAGGAACCUGUCACUUUUGACCAAGAACCACAGGAACCUGUCACAUAUGACCAAGUACCACAGGAACCUGUCACGUAUGACCAAGUACCACAGGAACCUGUCACUUUUGACCAAGAACCACAGGAACCUGUCACUUUUGACCAAGAACCACAGGAACCUGUCACGUAUGACCAAGUACCACAGGAACCUGUCACGUAUGACCAAGUACCACAGGAACCAGUCACUUUUAACCAAGUACCACAGGAACCUGUCACUUUUGACCAAGUACCACAGGAACCUGUCACGUAUGACCAAGUACCACAGGAACCAGUCAAUUUUGACCAAGUACCACAGGAACCUGUCACGUAUGACCAAGUACCACAGGAACCAGUCACCCAUAACCAAGUACCACAGGAACCAGUUACCUUUGAUCAGGUACCACAGGAGCCAGUCAUUUCUGAACAUGUACCACAGGAAACUGUUAUUUUUGACAAGGAACCACAGGAACCAGUUACUCUUGAACAAGGACCACAGGAAAUAGUCAUUUUGGAGCAAGGGCCACAGGAAACUGUUAGAUCUGAACAGGCACCACGAGAACCAGUGACAUUUGAGGAAAUACCUGAGGUGCCAUUCACACUCGAUCAGACGCCACAAAACCCCUUCUCGCUCGACCAGCCUGCACAGGCACCCUUUUCAUUCGAGCAGACAUACCCGGAACCACAGACAUUCCCAGAAUCACAGACAUUCCAGCAGACUUCCCAGGACUUCCCCAGCGCUCCCCCUCUCCUCGGCCUCUACCUUCCUCCUCACGCCUAAAAAUGUUCCUAAAGUUGUUUCAGUAAUAGCUUCGUAGUCAGGGUUUUUUUUUCAUGAGGCCUAUAUUUAUUUGUAACAGUAGGUGGGUGGAAGUACAUGGUAUUGCUCAAUAUGUGUCAUCGGUGAGUCACCGUUCUCACCCGUGUGUCUGCGUGUGCGUGCGUUCGUGUGUGCUGAAAGCUAUGCACCGUCAAACGGAUUUCUGCUUUUGUUUUGCCUGUGAGGUUUAUUUUCUACUGCUUGGACCUUCGGCUACAGCCAGCUAAUGGGCUCCGGCAACCAGAGUAUGGAUGGCGAUACAUUUUUUUUCUGUGUCCUAUAUAAUAAAUUUCGUACGGUGUA